Penicillium angulare is the source of this 189-nucleotide messenger RNA. RefSeq lists its product as uncharacterized. The coding region runs from base 1 to 189 and encodes 62 amino acids. The transcript is spliced from 2 exons. Lineage: Eukaryota; Fungi; Ascomycota; Eurotiomycetes; Eurotiales; Aspergillaceae. The record is from RefSeq and is a predicted model, not a curated record.
AUGUGUAGGGUUUUCGACGAGAACAUCACCGCAGAUUGGAGUGAUGAAAUAGCUCAAAGCUGCCAGGACCUGCGACGCUCAAUGAUGGACUGGAUCUACAGAGAGCUUCAACGGAAGGCUGAAACGUUGAAAGAAAAUGGGUUUGUUCUGUCAUUUGACGUUGGUGUCGUCAAUAGUAUUCAAAGAUGA